AUGAAAUUACUUACAACUACAUCUAUACUGUGGUUAAUAUAUUCCAUUUCGGGAGUCGUUGCAUUAUCGUCUCUUGAUUCUUCUGUUGCUACAGCUUGUUUGAAAUACAAUUCACAAUUUAAAUGGAAUUGUUCCUCAAAUAAAAAAUAUUCAUGUCUUUGUAAAGAUAUUAAUUGGCUACAAACUUUAACAUAUUGUGUAAAUUAUGGUUCAGACCAUGCAAAACCUUUUGAACAUGCUAUGAGACAUUUGAGAUUAAGAUGUCAAUCCGGUGAUAUCGAUUAUACUUCAGAACAGUUACAAGAAAUUUAUAAAAAUGGUACUUCUUAUGCUAGACCAAUUACUUCAAACGAUACUACGACUCGAGUUAUUGGUACUUUAAUCCCUGAUGAGAGCAACUUCGAUUAUUAUUUGACGAAAUACAAACAAACAACUUUGUUUGUUACUAGAUCCCAAUGGUUUGGUUGGGGUUUGGUAUUUUAUUGGGUAACUAUAAUUUUAUUAUCCACAAUUUCCAACGUAAAUAAAAAAAUGAUUGGCCUUAACAAUCCUUUACAACAUAAUUGGGUUAAACGAAACAUCAUAAUUCCUUCGAUGGGUAAACAUUAUAAAGAACGUACUUUUCUUUUAUUUCGUUGUAUACCUAUUAAUUUUCCAACUAGAUUAGACGCCCUUAUUGUUACAGUAUUUGUCAUCUUAACAAUUAUCUUUUGUGGGAUGGAUUACGAUAUUCAUUUGCCACAUCCAAAUUACCCAGAUCAAUGGAGACUUAAUGCAAGAAUGUUGAAUUACAGAGUAGACCAAAUGGCUCUUGCCUUGUUCCCAGUUAUUUAUAUGUUUGGUAUAAGAAAUAACCCUUUUAUUACAUUAUCUGGUUUAUCUAUUGGAUCUUUCAAUUAUUUUCAUAAAUGGUGUGCAUAUGUGGCUUCAGUUUUGGUAUUGAUUCAUGCCGUUUUAUGGACCGUUUAUUCACAAAAGUAUUCUACUUAUCACCAUUACAUCACACAAAAGUAUUUUCAAUGGGGGAUUGCUGCCACCGUGAUGAUGUUUGUUCUGUGUUCUCAUAGUGAAAAGAUAUUUAGGGAUAGAUUCUACGAGUUCUUCUUAUUUUUCCAUAAAGCUAUGAAUGUAAUAUUUAUUGUCGGUUUAUAUUAUCACAUCGUAUCUUUUGGCUGGUUGAAUUGGGUUUGGGCUCUGGUUGGUAUUUGGGCUACCGAUAGAGUCUUGAGAUUGUUCUGGAUUAUUAUUAACGGUGGUGUACAUAACGCAACUUUAACAGAUUGUUUUAAUGGUGUUAUAAAAGUAUCUAUCCCAAAACCAAAAUUUUUCAAAUAUCAACCUGGGAUGUAUGUAUACUUGUAUUUCUUGGGUUUAAAUGAACCUUGGUUCUGUUCUUUACAAUCUCAUCCGUUCACUAUCUUAAGUGAACCACAGAUAGAUAAAAUGCAACCAGGGAAUUUGAUAAUUUAUUUUAAAGUUAAUAAGGGUAUUACUAAACGUUUAUUGUCAAGACUAGAAAAUAGUGGUCAACAAAGUAUUAAUUGUAAAGUUUUGUUGGAGGGACCUUACGGUGUUCAAUUACCUCAAAUUAUACCUAUCACAGAGAACCAAUCAGGUAUUUGUGCGGGUCUUGGGAUUACAGCUGUGUAUCCUGAAUUAUAUUAUGCAGCACAGCAAACUGAGAAAGUCGGAAGCUUUUCCCAUCAUUUAAUUUGGAUCAUUAAUAAUCCAUCUCAUGUGGAAUGGUUUCAUCAAGAAUUGUAUUUAUUGUCUCAAUUAAAUUGUACUAUUGAGAUAAUUUGUACAAGGAAGUACUCCAAUACCAACUCAACUAAUGAGAAGGCAAAGAGUUCUACUGAUAAAUUACAAUAUGUAACCGCCUCAGAUUCUGCCAGUUCUACAAGAACAUCUAUUAAUGAGGACUCUAAAAAAUUUCAACAUGAAAUUCAAUACAUUGAAGCUAGACCUAACUUAGGAGAGUUGAUUGGUGCUCAGAUUGUUAAAUCUCAAAGUCAGUCACCCCAACCAAGAGAUUUGAAUAUUUUGACUUGUGGUCCCUCAAGCUUCAAUGAUAAAAUUAGAUACCAUAUAACACAAGAACUUGCAAAAGAGGUUUCAAUAAAUGUUAACUUUGAUGAGAAAAGUUUUACUUGGUAA
Molecule: messenger RNA, 2157 nt
Organism: Maudiozyma saulgeensis
Lineage: Eukaryota; Fungi; Ascomycota; Saccharomycetes; Saccharomycetales; Saccharomycetaceae
Source: the annotation of a GenBank genome assembly